Poeciliopsis prolifica (blackstripe livebearer) is the source of this 4294-nucleotide messenger RNA. RefSeq names its product gamma-aminobutyric acid type A receptor subunit beta4 (gene gabrb4). The record is from RefSeq and is a predicted model, not a curated record. Gene Ontology annotation, molecular function: GABA-A receptor activity; extracellular ligand-gated monoatomic ion channel activity; neurotransmitter receptor activity. The transcript is spliced from 9 exons. Gene Ontology annotation, biological process: regulation of membrane potential; chemical synaptic transmission; signal transduction. Gene Ontology annotation, cellular component: membrane; neuron projection; synapse. NCBI's taxonomy places the organism in Eukaryota, Metazoa, Chordata, Actinopteri, Cyprinodontiformes, Poeciliidae. The coding region runs from base 685 to 1938 and encodes 417 amino acids.
CCCCCUCCAGCUUCCCCCCCUGACACCCCUCAACUGGACUUGUCAUCACUUUUAAAAGUGUCCUAUAUGCUGUUCUGUUUUUAAUUCGAGCAAAGAUGUUUGAUCUUCUGGUGUUGGUCGAGGGGCUCUGUGACCUGCACGGAUUUCCAUAGCUGAAGGAAAACAGCGGGGUCCUAACAGCAGAUUUCCUCCUCCUCCUCCUCCUCCUUUUUUUUUUCUUUUCUUUUUUUGUUUUGUUUUUGUUUGUCCAUUAUAAUAGCACACUUAAAAAAAUUGCCUGCAUAGAUGUAGGCGAGUAAUUCGACUGAUUUUUUUUUUUUUAAAGAAGGCAAUUGUUUUUUCUUUCUUUUUUGUUUUGUUUUGGGAUUUUUUUUUUGUUUUGUUUUUUUGUUUGUUUUUUUUAAUUGGCUAUUUUAGAUUUUUAGUUUGUGCGUUUUUCGGGAGGACCACUGGACUGGUUGGAUUAUAGGAACUAUAAGGAUUCGUGGAGAUGUUGGGUCGUCAAGAAGAAAAAAUAUGUGGAAUUUUCUCUGGUUUGGUGGCUUUGUCCUUCCUCUGCUUUGUUCAAAGCUCCUCCAACGAAAGCACCGGAAUGUCUGUGGCCAAGACUACCGUGGACAAGUUGCUGAAGGGAUAUGAUAUCGUCUGAGGCCUGAUUUUGGAGGUCCCCCAGUCAUCGUAGGGAUGAGCAUCAACAUAGCCAGCAUCGACUCCAUCUCAGAAGUAAACAUGGACUACACCAUCACAAUGUAUUUCCAGCAGAGCUGGAGAGACAAGCGCUUGGCCUACGGAGAGCUGAAACUAAACCUGACUUUGGACAACCGUGUGGCAGACCAGCUGUGGCUCCCCGAUACUUACUUCCUUAAUGACAAGAAGUCCUUUCUUCACGGAGUGACGGUGAAAAACCGAAUGAUCCGACUGCACCCUGAUGGCACCGUCCUCUACGGACUAAGAAUAACAACUACUGCUGCCUGCAUGAUGGACUUGAGGAGAUACCCUCUGGAUGAACAGAACUGCACUCUGGAAAUUGAAAGCUAUGGAUAUACAACAGAUGACAUCGUAUUUUUUUGGGAAGGAGAUGACAAAGCUGUGACCGGGGUUAAAGAGUUAGAAUUACCUCAGUUCUCCAUUGUGGACGUCCGCCUGGUGUCCAGGGAGGUCAGGUUUACUACAGGUUCAUAUCCAAGGCUCUCAUUGAGUUUCAGGAUUAAGAGGAACAUAGGCUAUUUCAUCUUGCAGACGUAUAUGCCCUCCAUCUUGAUCACCAUCCUUUCCUGGGUCUCCUUCUGGAUCAAUUAUGAUGCCUCUGCAGCUCGCGUGGCCCUCGGUGUGACAACGGUGCUUACCAUGACCACGAUUAACACCCACCUUAGGGAGACCCUCCCAAAGAUUCCUUACGUGAAAGCCAUCGACGUCUACCUCAUGGGCUGUUUUGUGUUCGUGUUCCUGGCCCUGCUUGAAUAUGCCUUUGUAAAUUAUGUGUUCUUUGGCCGGGGCCCUGCGCAGCAGAAGAAAAUCAAUGAGAGGCUGGGCAAAGUCAACAACGAGCGUACGAGAUACGAAGAGAAGCGCCUGAGGGAACAGGUGGACGCUUACGGGAACAUCCUCCUCACCACGCUGGACAUGAACAACGAGGUGAUGCCUUCCGACGUGGGGAGCAGCGUCAGUGACUCUCGGAAUUCCGUCAUGUCCUUCGACAGCUCCGGCGUCCAGUUUAGGAAGCCCAUGGCGCCCCGGGACGGCUACGGCCACCACUCGCUGGACCGGAGCGCCAUGCGGAGCCGCGCCAACUGUCGGCUACGGCGACGCUCCUCCAAGCUCAAGUUGAAAAUCCCAAACCUGUCAGAUGUUAGCACCAUCGACAAGUGGUCCCGGGUCAUUUUUCCCAUCACCUUUGGAUUUUUCAACCUAAUCUACUGGUUGUACUAUGUGAAUUGAUGUGCAUCCCACUAGGAAUCAUGGGCCAUAUUUUGAGAGCACAUUAAAUUGGCUUUGAUACAGUUCCAAAAUAUGUAUACACAUAUACAAGUUGAACAUAUGUAUAUGCAUAUUUCCAUAUAUUAUAUUUAUAUAUACACAUGUGAAAUCCGAAGAACCUUUCUGCUGUACAAAGUAUUACUAGGAUGACUUGAAUGUUUAAGAAUACUUGUGCGAGAAGAAAUUCAACGCUUUUUUUGUUUGUUUUUUCCUCCUGAAACAAACAUGAGAUCCUCCCCACCAGGGGUUUUUCAGAACUAAAGACUGCAUGAUAUUUUUGCUAAAAAAACAAAACAAAACAAAAAGAAAAGUGGAAAAAAAAAGCAAAAGAAAGAGGGGAAGUGAAAGCUCUUGAGAGAGAAAGGAUGUCUUGGAGUCCCAUUGACUUUUUAUUGAUACUUAUCGUACUCAGAAAUCCUCUUCUGCAGCUUGAGAAAUCAGCGGUGGCUCGCGCGUCCGGGCAUCGACUCACUGAAGUCCUUGGCGCCACCCUUGGUCCCCGCCGCUGCCACACACCCCCACCCCACCCUCUGCCGUUACCCCACAGGAGGACGACAUGCACAGAAACCUCUCCGUUUCUGCUAUGUACAGCAACCUUGUUUGGAUUAUGUGUUGUUCUUUGGCUUGUUCUUUUUUUUCUUGUUUUUUUUUCUUCUUCUGUUUUUAGAGUGAAUAUUAUGAGACAUCAUCUCCGGCCAAAUGGUCUCCAUUCGGUUGGCGUACGGAUAGGAUAUUUGACUGUUGCAUUUCCACCCAGAGUCAACUUGUAUUACUUUUUCAUUCUAUUUUAUUUAUUUUUUUGGUCUUUUUCUAUAUUAUUAGAAACACAUCCUAAGAGUGGUGGGAUCGUGUUGAGGUUGCCGGAGGAGAAAGAGGUGGGGAUUUUCAAAAACGUUUUUCGUUCUGGGUAAAAACAAACACUGCUUAUUGUAGAUAUGAUUUCAUCUUAACAAAAACUGUGAUUUCAGAGAGUCAGACCAUGUUCUAGGGGUUGGGCAUUAUGAGAUAAAAGAGUAAGAGGUGUGCAUUGCUGGUUCUGAUUGUUUGGGGAUGGAGGGAGGAAGAUAAUCUGUACAUGUAAAUCAUUCAGUAUUCUCACAAAGGUAUGCUUGUGUGUUUUUUUUUUCUUUCUCUUUCCUCCUAAUGAUUAACUCACAUUCUCUUUAGAUGCAGAGUUCACUGACAUCGGAUCCUGCUUUGUGUUUGCUACGCAGGAACGGGAAGGGGAGUGGGAUGGGUCGCCUUUGUUGUUAGUGUGAAAUUAUUCCUACGUGAAGAUGUGAGAUCAUGUAUAUUCAAAAAGAUCGACCAAAUCCUCAUUCAGAACAUGGUACAUCUUUGUUUGCUCAGUCUCUUUUUGGUUUUCCUGUCAGUGUGUGAAGGGAAGAAUAUUUUGGAUUCGUAUUGUUACGGGGAAAGAGGCGUACGGAGGAAGGGGUUUCGUCAUUGUAGCCUUAUUCAACAGCAUCCCCAGAACUGCUGCUACAGGAUCAGGAGGGAUUUAUUAUGUCAGAAAAAUAGCCAUGAAUUGAAUGAAAUGAUGACCAAAAGGCCUGUAUUCCAUGUUUUCCCCUGGAAUACACACACAUUUCAUUUCUAGUGAUGAUCUACCCGACCGGGAAGGGUGCUGGUUAUGUUCCCCCUUUCAACAUUUCCGACCUGUGCAGUUUUGGUUUUUCAGUAUUCAAGAUUUUCGAUUCUGGAACAUUGCCGAUUACCUCAGAAUGUCUCCUAACCGGGUGUGCAUCAGUUGACUCUUUCCAGCGGGAUCUUUCACACCUACUUUAGCAACUUACAAUAAUUGUCUGUGUUUUACUCAUGGACUAUUAAAAGAAAAAUGUGAUACAAAUAACUAGCAGUGAUCACAAGCUGUUAAAAAUUAUAACCGUAGCCAGCUUCUCAAACAUCAGAUCUAUGAAAACCUGGCUUUUUUCCCCCCACCUAUAUAUCAUUGAUACACUUCUGCAUGAUCAGUAAAACAAAAUCUGAGCCCUUGUGAAACAUUUAAACUACUUCCAAUCAGAAAAAUAAAACCAUAUUUUAUUGUAGCUGCACAAAUAAUUGCAGCUACAAACAAAAAAAACAGAUGCCAAGGUUCAAGAUUAGUGGUGCAAAAGGGUUUGUUUACUGUGACAAAAACUUAGGUAAGAUGGGACAAAAUGGAGGUUUCAGUUGGUAAUUCAAGGACAGAGUUGCUGCAGGAUAUUAUUGUGUGCCAAAUCGGACUUUACUGUGUGACAUUUCUUAUUAAUAUUUUUACGAAACACUUUUUUCACAUGUCACUUAUUUCAGUUGAAAAACAAAAAAAAGAAAGAAA